Planococcus citri (citrus mealybug) is the source of this 1367-nucleotide messenger RNA. RefSeq names its product vacuolar-sorting protein SNF8 (gene lsn). Gene Ontology annotation, cellular component: ESCRT II complex. The coding region runs from base 186 to 938 and encodes 250 amino acids. The transcript has a single exon. Gene Ontology annotation, biological process: protein transport to vacuole involved in ubiquitin-dependent protein catabolic process via the multivesicular body sorting pathway. NCBI's taxonomy places the organism in Eukaryota, Metazoa, Arthropoda, Insecta, Hemiptera, Pseudococcidae. The record is from RefSeq and is a predicted model, not a curated record.
AAACUCGAAACCAUUAUCAGUAUCAACAAAAUCAAAAUCUGAAAAUCUGAUUUUCUAAUUCCUAUUUUAAAGUAGAGCCUUAUUUAAAGUUCAUAUUUUACGUUAAAAAGGAGAAAGAAUUGGUGUUUGGUGUUCAAACUAUAAUUUAAUUCACCUUGUUGAAGUUAUAAGUGUACAGUGUCAAAAUGAGGAAAAGACCAGGAAUCGGUGCUAUUCAGAAACAACGCCUAGAACAAGAGAAAUACCGCGACAAAAGUAACGUUCUACAGGAAAAUCAGCUAGAACAAAUGGAAAAACAACUAGAAGUUUUUCAUAGUAAACUAGAAGAAUUCGCACACAAACACAGACACGAAAUCAAAAAAGAUGCCCAAUUCAGGCGACAGUUUCAAGAGAUGUGUGCAUCAAUCGGCGUAGAUCCUUUGGCCAGUACCAAAGGAUUCUGGGCUUCGUUAGGUAUUGGCGAUUUCUAUAAUGAAUUAACCGUUCAAGUUGUAGAAGUUUGCUUAGCUACUAGCUCUAAGAAUGGUGGAAUCAUUCACGUGGAUGAAUUACGCAAGAGACUAGUAAAAACUAGACGUAAGAGCAAACAAGCCAGUAUGGAAAUAAAUAACGACGAUAUCAGAUGGGCUGCUUCGAAAUUACGAAUUUUUGGAAAUGGAUUAACUGUUAUCGAGGUCACUAGAAAUAAUUAUUUCAUACAGUCUGUACCUGGCGAACUUAGCUUGGAUCACACUGCUCUUUUGCAAUUGGCCUCGUCUGAGAAUACGGCUUUUAUUUCGGUAUCUAUCGUAACCAGUAGAUUGAACUGGGAGAGAUUGAGAGCUGAAAAAGCUCUGAAUCAUAUGAUCAAAGAAGGAUUAGCUUGGAUGGAUUCUAAAAAUAAAGAAACGCUGUAUUGGUUCCCCAGUAUGUUUGCUGAUUGUAUCGAAUCUUCGUAAUAAUAGUUGAAAUUUUUGCAUUUGAGAUUAUAUAAUAUUUUUCAAGUCAUUCGUAUUGUAGAGUUUAAAAGUUUUAUAUUCGAUGGUUCUGGUACAUGGUACUGAGUGGAUAAAUGAACCGAUCAUGACGAGCGAAAAAAUCGAAACUAGAAUUUUUCAAUUAAAUAAAUGCAAUUUAACUUUACAAAUUAUAAUGAAUAAUUAUCAAAACUUGAUUGUGAUUUUUAUACGCCAUGAUCGGUUCACUUCUACAUCGUACGUAGACGUACUAUGAAAUCAUAGUAUACAAAUAAUGUAUCUGUUUGUACUGAACCGGUUUGAUAACAUAAUAGCUGUGUAUUCAUGUAUAUUAUGAAGGGUAUAUUUUUUUAAACGUUUCCUGCGUGUAUAUCUGUUGUUUUUAUUAAAAUUAUACUUAUCUUUGUUUUU